This is a messenger RNA of Aspergillus pseudonomiae, 1435 nucleotides long. Its product is annotated as mitochondrial carrier domain-containing protein. Gene Ontology annotation, biological process: alpha-ketoglutarate transport; mitochondrial citrate transmembrane transport. NCBI's taxonomy places the organism in Eukaryota, Fungi, Ascomycota, Eurotiomycetes, Eurotiales, Aspergillaceae. Gene Ontology annotation, cellular component: mitochondrion. The record is from RefSeq and is a predicted model, not a curated record. Gene Ontology annotation, molecular function: tricarboxylate secondary active transmembrane transporter activity. Bases 241 to 1131 code for a protein of 296 amino acids. The transcript is spliced from 5 exons.
GAUCGAAGUUAUAACACUAGUUUCUUGUCCAAUAUAUCCAGGAUCGCAAGCUCUGUGUGGGAGUAGAGAUGGAGAUACCCAUCGCUCCGAAAAUCGGCGGAAUGGGGAAGUAGGAUCGGCUUAACGUUGUAUAAACAAAACACACUUAUAGAGACAUGUUCUUGGAGACGUAGAGGAUGAGACUACCUCGUCUUUACUAUAUUGCCGAUCAUACUGCGACGUCUUAUCGGUCUCUCAAAUAUGUCUCCUCUCCAGCAGUCUGCCCCUGAUGCCGGAAUCAAGAAAAGGGACGUUGGAGCGAGCAAUCUUUUGCUUGGCGCUAGCUUAAAUAUGUUCGAGGUCACCACACUUGGGCAGCCACUGGAGGUCAUCAAGACCACAAUGGCAGCCAAUAGGUCGGAUUCAUUUAUCACAGCCCUGAGACGCGUUUGGUCGCGAGGAGGAAUUGCCGGUUAUUACCAAGGCCUAAUUCCAUGGGCCUGGAUUGAGGCGUCCACUAAAGGCGCUGUUCUGCUCUUUGUGGCCUCCGAAGUCGAGUAUCAUUCGCGGACGGCUGGUGCCUCCGAAUUCCUGUCCGGCAUCGCAGGAGGCAUGAUCGGUGGUGCGGCUCAGGCGUACGCAACGGUCGGGUUCUGUACCUGUAUGAAGACAGCGGAGAUUACUCGACUGAAGCAAGCGGCAGCCGGGCUGAAACCACCGGGUGCCCUAGAGACAUUUGUUACGAUGUUUCGGACGGAGGGAUUGCGAGGAAUCAACAAAGGUGUCAAUGCCGUAGCAAUUCGGCAAGUCACCAAUUGGGGGUCUCGGUUUGGCUUCUCCCGACUGGUUGAGGACGCAAUCCGUAGAGCCACGGACAAAGGGCGCGAGGAGCGACUGGGCGUCGUGGAGAAGAUAUUUGCCUCGGGCGUUGGAGGCGCUCUGGCUAGCUGGAACCAGCCCAUCGAGGUAAUUCGGGUAGAGAUGCAGAGCCUAAAGGCCGAUCCCAACCGCCCCACAAAGCUCAGUAUUGGGAGCACCUUCCGGUACAUAUAUGCGCAAAGUGGGAUACGGGGACUGUACCGCGGAGUCACGCCACGCAUUGGCCUAGGAAUCUGGCAGACCGUGUGUAUGGUGGCGCUUGGAGACGUGUAAGUCCAACCCCCUUGAAUAGAAGAGUGCCUCUCGCUAAUGAAUAUAGGGCCAAGGAAAUGAUCGAAUCUAUAACUCAAAAGCAUGCCUGAUAUUGAGUACAUACUGGGGUUUGAAAUGUUGAAUCGGGGCCGAAUCUUUGCAGAAAACAGUGUUUAGAGUAAAGUUAACAAGAAAAUAAAAGAAAAGCAUAACUUCAGCAGCCUCUGCCACCUCUUCUAUCCUAAAUGCCCGAGCUCUUUCGUAGUGCUCUGGUACACAUCAGCAAGAACACUUGGCGUGUCUCAUUCAAUCUCUUCAGCCAUUU